Molecule: messenger RNA, 2962 nt
Organism: Musa acuminata subsp. malaccensis (wild Malaysian banana)
Lineage: Eukaryota; Viridiplantae; Streptophyta; Magnoliopsida; Zingiberales; Musaceae
Source: RefSeq, a predicted model, not a curated record
CUUCACUCUGUGAUCAAAGAUGGCCGUUGUGCUUGAUUCCUUCAUCUCCGGGCUGGUCCGUACGUUGAAGGACAUGGCUAAAGAGGAGGUGGACUUGCUGUUGGGCGUCCCCGGGGAGAUCCAAAAGCUCCAACGUUCUCUCCGCAACAUCCACUCUGUCCUUCGCGACGCCGAGAAGCAGCGGAUCGAGAACGAGGGCGUCAAAGACUGGCUGAUGGAGCUCAAGGAUGUCAUGUACGACGCCGACGACAUCCUCGACGAGUGCGGGAUGGAGGCCGAGAAGUGGACUCCUCGUGAGUCCGAUCCGAGGUCGUCCACCUUUUGCGGAUUUCCCAUCUUUGCCUGCUUUCGCGAGGUCAAGUUCAGACAUGAGGUGGGCGACAAAAUUAAGGGUCUCAACGAUCGGCUGGAAGAGAUCUCGGCCCGAAGGUCCAAGCUGCAACACCAUGUGUCUGCCGCCGAACCAAGGGUGGUUCCUCGAGUUAGUCGCAUAACUUCCCCGGUGCUGGAGUCUGACAUGGUUGGCGAGCGACUGGAGGAGGCCGCCAAGGCACUGGUGGAGCAGCUGACACCCUUGGUGGAGGGUCUCCUGAGAGCGAACAAGUUCUUGCUGGUGUUGGAUGAUGUUUGGGAUGCUCGGAUCUGGGACGACUUGCUCCGCAAUCCUUUGCAGGGAGGAGCAGCAGGGAGCAGGGUACUGGUGACAACCAGAAACGCAGGGAUCGCGAGGCAAAUGAAGGCGGCCCACGUCCACGAGAUGAAGCUGCUGCCUCCGGAGGAUGGCUGGUCCCUCCUGUGCAAGAAGGCGACGAUGAAUGCAGAGGAGGAAAGGGAUGCCCAAGAUCUCAAGGACACAGGCAUGAAGAUUGUUGAGAAAUGCGGAGGGCUUCCCCUGGCCAUCAAGACCAUCGGAGGGGUCCUCUGCACCAGAGGACUCAACAGAAAUGCGUGGGAGGAAGUUCUCCGCAGCGCCGCAUGGUCACGGACCGGGCUUCCCGACGGUGUGCACGGAGCACUGUACCUGAGCUACCAAGACUUGGCGUCCCAUCUCAAGCAAUGCUUUCUCUACUGUGCCUUGUUCAAAGAAGACUAUGUGUUUCGCAGGUCUGACGUCGUCAGAUUAUGGAUAGCCGAGGGGUUUGUCGAAGCACGAGGAGAUGCCAGCUUGGAGGAAACAGGGGAGCAAUAUCAUAGAGAGCUGCUUCAUAGGAGCCUUCUACAAUCGGUGCAACUUUACGAUCUGGACUACGAUGAGCAUUCCAAGAUGCAUGACCUGCUGCGAUCGCUCGGCCAUUUCCUAUCCAGAGAUGAGAGCUUGUUCAUUAGUGACGUGCAAAACGAGUGGAGAAGUGUUGCCGCCACGAUGAAGCUGCGUCGGUUGUCGACUGUGGCCACUGAAACCAUGGGCAUCCGGGAUAUCGUCAGUUGGACCAGGCAAAAUGAGUCGGUGAGGACAUUGUUAUUGGAGGGAAUACGUGGCUCUGUGAAGAAUAUAGAUGAUUCCUUGAAGAACCUCGUGCGACUUCGAGUCCUGCACCUUAGUUACACAAAUAUUGAUAUUCUACCGUACUACAUCGGAAAUUUGAUACACCUGAGAUACUUGAAUGUGUCUCAUAGUCGUGUAACGGAGCUUCCAGAAAGCAUAUGCAAUCUUACGAAUUUACAGUUUUUGAUCCUUUUUGGAUGCAGACAGUUGACACAGAUCCCCCAGGGUAUAGAUAGGUUAGUCAAUCUAAGGACACUCGAUUGUGGAUAUACACACUUGGAGAGCUUACCAUGUGGAAUAGGAAGGUUGAAGCUCCUCAAUGAACUCGUAGGAUUCGUGGUCAACAAGGCUACUGGUUCGUGCCCAUUGGAAGAAUUAGGCAGCCUCCAGGAGCUCAGAUACCUCUUCAUAGAGAGGUUGGAGAGGGCGUGGCUGGAAGGUGACCCGGGAAGAGAUACGAGCGUCUUUAAGGGUAAACAAAAACUGAAGAAUCUAUAUUUGCAUUGCUCAUCCACACUGACAUCCGAUGGUCACACGGAGGAAGAGAUUGAAAGAAUGGAGAAGGUGUUGGAUGUGGCACUUCAUCCACCAUCAUCUGUUGUUUCGCUCAGGUUACAGAAUUUCUUCGGCCUCCGGUACCCCAGCUGGAUGGCGUCUGCAAGCAUCAGUUCGCUUCUUCCAAACAUAAGCCACUUGGAACUAACUAACUGCGAUCAUUGGCCACUGCUUCCACCGCUAGGAAAGCUCCCCAGUUUGGAGUUUCUUUUCGUAGUAGGUGCACGUGCAGUGACCACCAUCGGACCGGAAUUUUUUGGGAGUGAAGCUGCUGCUACUGGUCAUGAACGGGAACGGAAUUCAAAGCGCCCUUCUUCUUCUUCUACUUCUCCUCCUCCGUUGUUUCCGAAACUAAGGCAGCUGGAACUCUGGAAUAUGAAUAACAUGGAAGUGUGGGAUUGGGUAGCGGAAGGUUUUGCUAUGCGUCGCCUCGACAAAUUGGUCCUCAUACGUUGCCCCAAAUUGAAGUCUCUACCGGAAGGCCUGAUCCGACAGGCAACCUCCUUAACCACAUUGUAUCUGAUCGAUGUGUGUGCUCUCAAGUCCAUCGGAGGUUUCCCUUCUGUAAAAGAACUGAGUAUAUGUGGUGACUCAGAUCUGGAGAUUGUUGCUGAUCUCCCUGUACUGGAGCUCUUGAAGUUGGGCACAUUUGGAUCUCGCAUCAAUCAUUUACCAGAGUGGUUGACGGCUUGCCCUGCAUGCUUCACCACACUCCAGAGACUGGACGUGUACGGAACCACCCAACUCCUCCGCAGAUGCCUCCAAAAUGGCGCAGACUGGCCCAUGAUCAAACACUUUCCAAUUUUUUCCAUCAAAGAUGACCGAGGCAAUUGUAUAAACUACAUCAAGCAUUCCGGCACCUUCGAGACAAACCUAGUCAAUGAUGCUGCUGCUUUCGCUACUGCUGCUGCUGAAGAAGAA